Messenger RNA from Miscanthus lutarioriparius, 1089 nucleotides. The record is from the annotation of a GenBank genome assembly. NCBI's taxonomy places the organism in Eukaryota, Viridiplantae, Streptophyta, Magnoliopsida, Poales, Poaceae.
AUGGCCGCACGCUACCCCUACUUCGCCGUGGAGGAGUCCUCCCACGGCAUCCGCUCAGGGGAGUCCCUGGCUGCGGCGCUCCGCCGGAUCCUCGCGACGCCCGUGGCGCGCAUCAGCGCCUGCCUGCUACUGACGCUUUCGGCCGGCGCGCGCUCGAAAGCAGGGGUUUCCGAUAGGUUCAGGUGGCCAGCAUUUCUUCGUGCAAUGGAAAUCGUUCUGUUGUUGCUUAUAGGGCUUAGAAAUAACCGCAUUCAAGAUUUUGCUUGCUGUGCUUGUCCAAAAGAAACCUUCUGGAGAUAUUCAAGUUAUCUCAUACAUUGGAGUCUUCUUAUCUUUUCAGGUUUCUGUGUUUCUGCCGCACGACUUGGCUUGCCUGAUGUUGGCCUCGUUUCCUAUGGAGAAAUGAUAGACCAAGGGCGUCUCAUCAAUGAAGCUGUUUCAAUCCCAGUGAUUGGUGAUGGAGACAACGGUUAUGGAAACUCUAUGAAUAUCAAGAGAACCAUAAAAGGGUAUAUCAAUGCUGGUUUUGCUGGAAUUAUGCUUGAGGAUCAGGUGGCACCUAAAGCAUGUGGACAUACUGAAGGAAGGAAAGUUAUAUCAAGGGAGGAAGCUAUCGUGCACAUCAAAGCUGCUGUAGAUGCUAGGAAGGAGAGUGGCUCUGACAUUGUUAUUGUAGCAAGGUCAGAUGCUCGCCAAGCUAUUUCUCUCGAUGAAGCAUUAUGGAGGGUGAAAGCAUUUGCUGAUGCUGGAGCAGAUGUUCUGUUUAUUGAUGCCCUUGCUUCAGUAGAAGAGAUGAAAGCAUUUUGUGUGGUUGCACCAGAAGUUCCAAAGAUGGCAAACAUGUUAGAAGGUGGUGGUAAAACACCCAUAUUGAGCCCUGCUGAACUUGAGGAAAUUGGUUUCAGGCUUGUAGUCUAUCCUUUAUCCUUAGUUGGGGUAUCAAUGCGUGCCAUGCAGGAUGCUCUUGUUGCGGUAAAAGACGGCGGUGUACCUCCACCUAGCAUCUUGCCAUCUUUUCAGGAGAUCAAGGAUACAUUGGGUUUCAACCGCUAUUAUAAAGAAGAGAAACAAUACCAAGUGGUGAGUUAG